Molecule: messenger RNA, 1434 nt
Organism: Rasamsonia emersonii CBS 393.64
Lineage: Eukaryota; Fungi; Ascomycota; Eurotiomycetes; Eurotiales; Trichocomaceae
Product: Glutamate carboxypeptidase
Exons: 5
Coding region: 1-1434 (477 amino acids)
Biological process (GO): proteolysis
Molecular function (GO): metallodipeptidase activity
Source: RefSeq, a predicted model, not a curated record
AUGGCUCCUCAAUUGGAACCUUUCUUCAAGCAGGUGGAUGAGUUGUCUGAUUCUUUUAUUGAACGUCUACGGAAAGCGGUGGCCAUCCCAUCAAUUUCUGCCCAGGAGGAGCACAGGAAGGAUGUUUUCAAGAUGGCCCAAUUCCUCGCUUCCGAACUCGAGGCACUCGGGGCAGAGGUGCACCAACGUCCUCUAGGCAAGCAGCCCGGAAAAGAGCAUCUUGAUCUACCACCAGUCGUCAUUGCUCGAUAUGGCAAUGACAAGAAUAAGCGGACCAUCCUUGUGUAUGGACACUAUGACGUUCAGCCGGCCUUGAAGGAGGAUGGAUGGGCUACCGAGCCGUUUGAGUUGACAAUUGAUGAGAAGGGAAGAAUGUACGGUCGUGGCAGCACAGAUGAUAAGGGGCCCGUUAUGGGCUGGCUGAAUGUCAUCGAGGCGCAUAAGAAAGCUGGCAUCGAGCUUCCCGUCAAUCUUCUCUGCUGCUUCGAGGGCAUGGAGGAAUACGGAUCUGAAGGUCUCGACGAUUUCAUCAAAGCUGAAAGCAAGAAUUUUUUCAAAGACACAGACGCUGUCUGUAUCUCGGAUAACUAUUGGCUGGGAACGGAGAAGCCGUGCCUUACCUAUGGUCUCCGAGGGUGCAAUUACUAUUCUAUUAGGGUAUCUGGUCCUGGACAGGACCUUCACAGUGGCGUCUUUGGGGGCUCUGCCCACGAGCCUAUGACCGAUCUGGUUACAAUUCUGUCAAAGCUAGUGGAUUCGCAGGGCAACAUUCAAAUUCCUGGUCUCAUGGAUCUCGUUGCACCGCUCACGGAGGAGGAGAAAUCCCUUUAUCCUGGGAUCAGUUACUCAAUGCAGGAUCUUCAUGAUUCCUUGGGGAGUGAAACGAGUAUUCAUCCUACCAAAGAGAGGACGUUAAUGGCCAGGUGGAGGUACCCGUCACUGUCUAUUCAUGGAAUCGAAGGCGCCUUUUCAGCUCCCGGGGCAAAAACGGUGAUUCCAGCGAAUGUUACUGGUAAAUUCUCCAUACGAACUGUUCCAAAUAUGGAAAGUGAGGAUGUGAACCGGCUCGUUUUCGAUUACGUCCGGAGCGAGUUUGCCAAACUAAACAGCAAGAACAAGCUUGAUGUGUGGCUGCAACAUGAAGGGAAGUGGUGGGUCGCUAGCCCAAAGCAUUGGAAUUUUACGGCUGCUAGUAAGGCUGUUAAGCAAGUCUUUGGAGUCGAACCAGACAUGACUAGAGAAGGUGGCAGUAUUCCUGUCACAUUGACAUUCGAGCAAGCAACUGGCAAGAACGUGCUGCUGUUACCUAUGGGAAGUUCUACAGAUGCUGCCCAUUCUAUUAAUGAGAAGCUCGAUAAGAGGAACUAUAUUCAAGGGACAAAAUUACUUGGCGCUUAUCUGCAUUAUGUUGCAGAGGAACCUAUUAACGCCUGA